Molecule: messenger RNA, 1425 nt
Organism: Penicillium argentinense
Lineage: Eukaryota; Fungi; Ascomycota; Eurotiomycetes; Eurotiales; Aspergillaceae
Gene: erg9
Product: bifunctional farnesyl-diphosphate farnesyltransferase/squalene synthase
Exons: 3
Coding region: 1-1425 (474 amino acids)
Biological process (GO): ergosterol biosynthetic process; farnesyl diphosphate metabolic process
Cellular component (GO): endoplasmic reticulum membrane
Molecular function (GO): squalene synthase [NAD(P)H] activity
Source: RefSeq, a predicted model, not a curated record
AUGGGUUUCGUUGGCAAUGCCAUCUACUACAGCUUCCACCCUCUCCAAUUGAGGUCCAUUAUCCAAUGGAAAGUCUGGCACAACCCGCCUCAUGAGCGCAACCCCGCGAAUGAGACUCAGACUCAGAAGGACUGUUUCAAGUUCCUGGACCUGACGAGCCGAAGCUUCAGCGCUGUCAUCAAGGAGCUGCACUCGGAGCUUUUGCUGCCCGUCUGCGUCUUCUACCUCGUCCUCCGUGGUCUGGACACCAUCGAGGACGACACCUCCAUCCCGCUCGCGACCAAGGAGCCACUGCUUCGCGGAUUCAAGGAUAUCUUGACCAAGGAUGGAUGGAACUUCACUGGAAACAGGAAGGAGGAGAAGGACCGAGAGCUGCUGGUUCAGUUCCCCUGUGUCAUCACCGAGUUCAUGAACAUGAAGCCGGCCUACCAGGCCAUCAUCAAGGACAUCACCGACAAGAUGGGCAACGGUAUGGCUGACUACUGCCGAAAGGCUGAGGAGUCCGAUGCCAGCGUGAAGACGGUUGAGGAAUACGACCUGUACUGCUUCUACGUUGCCGGUCUGGUCGGCGAGGGUCUGACCCGCCUGUUUGUUGAGGCCGAGUUGGCCAAUCCGGCCUUGAUCCAGCGCCCCCACCUUCACAAGUCAAUGGGUCUUUUCCUACAGAAGACCAACAUCAUCCGAGACAUCCGAGAGGACUUUGAUGAUAACCGUCGCUUCUGGCCCAAGGAGAUCUGGUCCAAGCAUGUGGCUGACUUUGAGGACCUCUUCAAGCCGGAGCACAAGGAGGCUGCCCUCAACUGCAACUCCGAGAUGAUCCUCAAUGCUCUGGAGCAUGCCGAGGAGUGCCUUUUCUACCUGGCUGGUCUCCGGGAGCAGAGUGUGUUCAACUUCUGUGCCAUCCCCCAGGCCAUGGCCAUUGCCACGCUGGAGCUGUGCUUCCGCAACUACGACAUUUUCGAGCGCAACAUCAAGAUCACCAAGGGCGAUGCCUGUGAUCUGAUGUUCGCCUCAACCCAGAAUCUUCGUGUUCUUUGCGAUCGCUUCCGCGACCUGACCCGCAAGAUCCACAAGAAGAACACCCCCAAGGACCCCAAUUUCCUCAAAAUCAGCAUUGUCUGUGGCCAGAUCGAAAAAUUCAUCGAGACUAUCUUCCCGACCCAGAAUGCUGAGGAAGCCAACCGCAAGGUCAAGGGCGUUCUCUCCGAGGAACAGCUCCAGCGCCAGAGGGAAGAUGCCGAGAACAAGAGCGAUAUCUAUUUCAUGAUGGCACUGAUGGGCUGCAUCGUCCUCUUCGUUGCCGGUACCAUGAUGUUCUUUGCCUGGAUGAUGGGUGCCCGGUUCGACCUCGCCUUCCAAGAAGUCAUGAGCGGCAACUUCCGGCCGCCUGCCUCGUCCGCGUCCGCCAUUCGGAACGAACUCUGA